Molecule: messenger RNA, 3734 nt
Organism: Octopus bimaculoides (California two-spot octopus)
Lineage: Eukaryota; Metazoa; Mollusca; Cephalopoda; Octopoda; Octopodidae
Source: RefSeq, a predicted model, not a curated record
AUAUCCAGUACAAUACAAGUUUGUAAGCAUUUCUUUUCUGCACGCCGCAGAAAAUGAAGACGAGUGCUUUACUUGUGGCUUUUGUGUUCUUCAUAUCUGUGAGGUCAGGCUCGGCUCAAUAUGAGUCAAAUGAGGAGAUGCCUGAAGCCGAGCUGAUGCGGGAUAUGAAACAGGAGAUGGAAGAAACGGACGAGAGUAUUAUACCUGAGACGAUGACGCUUGAGACCGAGUCGAUUCGAGAUACAGGAAUGGAAAUGUCAGAGUUCGAGGAGAAUAUGAUAUCAGAUGAGUUUGAGACUGAGGGUGAGGAGACAGAGAAUUUAAAGCUGGAGACACCAGAAUUCGAAGAGGAUACGAUACCAGACGAGUUAGAACCUGAGGCUGAGGAGACAGAGAAUUCUGAACUGGAGACACUAGAAUUCGAGGAGGAUAUGAUAUCAGACGAGUUCGAGUCUGAGGCCGAAGAGACGGAGAAUUUGAACCUAGAGACACCAGAAUUCGAAGAGGAUACGAUGCCAGAGGAGUUAAAAUCCGAGGCCGAGGAGACAGAGAAUUCUGAACUGGAGACACUAGAAUUCGAGGAGGAUAUGAUACCAGAAGAGUUAGAGUCUGAGGCCGAAGAGACGGAGGAUUUAGAACUGGAUACACCAGAUUUCGAAGAAGAUACGAUGCCAGAGGAAUUAGAGUUUGAGACCGAGGAGAUGGAGGAUUUAGAACUGGAGACGCCAGAAUUGGAAGAAGACUUAGAGUCUGAGACCGAGUUGACGGAGAAUUUAGAGCCGGAGAAUUUAGAACCGGAGAAUUUAGAGCCGGAGAAUUUAGAGCCGGAGAAUUUAGAGCCGGAGAAUUUAGAGCCGGAGAAUUUAGAGCCAGAGAUACCAGAAUUCGAGGAGGAUACGAUACCAGAGGAGUUAGAGUCUGAGGCCGAGGAUUCAGAGGAUUUAGAGCUGGAGACACCAGGAAAACCCCACAACACCGUCAAUGAAGUAUUCAAUAACAUGAACAACUGUUGCAACAAGUGUAAAUAUGUGAAGAUUUUAUCAGAAUUAGAAGAGGACAUAGAGCCUGAGACCGAGGAGACGGAAAAUUUAGAGCUGGAGACACCAGAAUUGGAAGAAGACUUAGAGUCUGAGACCGAGUUGACGGAGAAUUUAGAGCCGGAGAUACCAGAAUUCGAAGAGUAUACGAUACCAGAGGAUUUAGAGACUGAGACCGUGGAGACGGAGGAUUUAGAACUGGAGACGCCAGAAUUCGAGAAGGAGACAGAGAAUUUGGAGGCCGAGGAAGAAACAGAAAAUUUAGAGGCCGAGGAGUCGGAGAAUUUAGAGACCGAGGAGUCAGAGAAUUUAGAGGCCGAGGGGUCAAAGAAUUUGGAGCUGGAGAUACCAGAAUUCGAGGAGGAUACGAUACCAGAGGGGUUAGAGUCUGAGGCCGAGGAUUCAGAGGAUUUAGAGCUGGAGACACCAGAAUUCGAGGAGAAUACAAUACCCGAAGAGUUAGAGUCAGAGUCCGAAGAGACGGACAAUUUAGAGUUGAAGACAUCAGAAUUCGAGGAGAAUUCGACACCAGAGGAAUUAGAGUCUGAAGAUGAAGAGACGGAGAAUUUAGAACUAGAGACACCAGAAUUCGAGGAGACUACAUUACCAGAAGAGUUAGGGUCUGUAGCCGAAGAGACGGAGGAUGUAGAACUAGAGACACCAGAAUUCGAGGAGAAUACGGUAGAAGAAGAGUUAGAAUCAGAGGCCGAAGAGACGGAAAAUGUAGAGCUGGAGACGCCAGAAUUAGAAGAGGACUUAGAACCUGAGACCAUGGAAACGGAGGAUUUCGAGCUGAAGACACCAGAAUUCAAGGACGAUACGAUAACAGAGGAGUCAGAGCCUGAGACCGAGGAGACGGAUAAUUUAGAACUGGAGACACCAGAAUCCAAGGAGAAUACAAUUUCAGAAGAGUUAGAGUCUGAGGCCGAAGAGGCAGAGAAUUUAGAGCUGGAGACACCAGAAUUCGAAGAAAAUAUGAUACGAGAAGAGGUAGAGUCUGAGGCCGAAGAGACAGAGAAUUUAGAAAUGGAGACACCAGAAUUCGCAGAGAAUACGAUACCAGAGGAAUUAGAGUCUGAGGCUGAGGAGACGAAGAAUUUAGAGCUGGAAACCCCAGCAUUCGAAGAGUAUACGAUACCAGAAGAGUUAGAGGCUGAGGCCGAAGAGAUGGAAAAUUUAGAAAUGGAGACACCGGAAUUUGAAGAGAAUGCGAUACCAGAAGAGUUAGAGUCCGAGGCUGAGGAGACAGAGGAUUUAGAGCUGGAGACACUAGAAUCUGAGGGGAACACCAUGUUGGAAUCUGAGGCUGACAAGACGGAUAGUUUUAAAGUCCCAGGAUUGUUGGAGGAUAUGGCACCAGAGGGGGUACAACAAACUGGGCUGCAAGUGGAGUAUUUAGUAAAUGGGCCUCCAGAAUUCGGGAAUACGCUAUCAGAGGAGUUAGAAUCCCAGGCUGAGGAGACAGAUGACUAUAAGCUGGGAAUGCCAGAAAUGAAGAAUAAAAUAGCACCACCAGACGUAGAGGCAAUUGAAUCACAGGAAAAGGCCUUACUGCUCCAAUCGUCAGAAGAAGUGCUGACAUCUGAAAACGAGGUGGCGCAGAAUUUAGAAGAGGAUGAUCUAGAAUAUGAGUUCAUGGUACCAAUGCCACAUGGAACGGCGCUUGAGGCUGUCAUACAAAAUUUAGAAACGGAGACACAAGAGGGGCUGCCAACAGAGGCCGAGCUGGAGCAGACAUCGGAAAUAGAAAGGCCAAUAUUUGAGAGGGAUGGACCGCGAAAUUCAGAGUCGGCUAAUACAAAUGACCCUCGAAGAGUCGAUGAGCUAAAUCCAGAAUGCCUGCCCGAUGGUACGUCGAUUGAAGACAAGAUGGAAAUGGAAAAAUCAGAAAAUGAGCCGAUGAUAAAAGAAAAUAAUGUAUUUCGUGAAUCAAGGUUCACUCAAAAACAAGAAUUAGACAUUCCAGUAGUUGAACCGAAAGAAAGACCAACCAAUGUAUUGCGUAAUAUAAUACUCGCUCACAAAAAAGAAAUGGACACUCCAGAAACUGGGGUAAAAUUAAAACAAGAAACUGUGUACCCUUAUAGAGCUUUCAUUCGAAAGCUAGAAGCAGAGAUUCCAGAAUUUCCAAGUAAGGCACCAAAUAAUGUAGUACCCAUUCGCAUAGAAGAAAUGGAAAUUCCCGUGGUUGACGAAGCGUUAUGUAAUGACGACGCAAAGAGUAUUAAAAAAAGAAUGAGUCCCAGGCGAGGACCAUUGCCUAACUAUACAAACUACAGAAAAUAUUCAGACUCAAGUAUUUCAGCUCAUAAUCCACCAAGACAUAGCAGCUGGGAUGAAAAUUUUAUACAAAAUAUAGAAAAAUUAAUGUUUUCCAAAGCCUUUAGAAGAUCAUCAAUACAUAGAAAAAUGCGAAGACUUACACCUUUUUUUCUGGAUUUCUGUCGACGAGAAUCCGAAGAAAAAUGGGCUGUGUUUUAAAGCUAUACCGUGUUCAAUUAUUUCAGAGAAUUAAGCUCCUGCGAACCACGAAUGAAACAAGAUACCCUUAUGCAGAAGAGACAUUGAUUGUGCGUGUUUUUCUACUAAAUACCCUAAUUGCUGGGGCUCACCCUUAUUAAGCUUCCGAAAUGUAGAUUUUUAAUACUAUAUGACUCAAAUAUAAAUUAAUAAAGAAUUCCUCUUUAUUGAAGCAAA